CCAGUAGAAGACCAUCACCAGCAUUUGAAUCCUGUUCUUAGAUCAAUCUCCCGCUCAAACUAAAAUCGUCCCGAUUUCUAUACCAUCAACCCAUCUUCAGAGUAUCUCGUUUCGUCACUCUAGUAGAGGUCUAGCUCAUCCAUCUUUAACAGCUCCAAGGGCUACCCAUUGGACAAUUAGCCAUUUCGAACAUUGGACGGCGUGAAUAUCCACCCGUACUUUACCGUCCAAUCCCUCAGAAAAAAUGGCAGAGCAGAAGGCUCCAGAUGCAUCGACUCGGCUAUGGGGAGGUCGUUUCACCGGCCAAUUGGACCCGCUCAUGAUUGCAUACAAUGAAUCAAUUUGGUUUGAUCGUGCAUUCUGGGCUCAAGAUAUCAAUGGAUCCAUCGCUUUUGCAAGAGCGAAUGUUGCAACAGGAAUCCUGACCCAAUCCGAAUUUGCAACCAUUGAGAAAGGGUUCAAUGCAAUCCGAAAAGAGUGGGAGUCCGAUAAAUUCGAAAUCAAGCCCGGUGUUGAUGAGGACAUUCACACCGCCAAUGAAAGAAGGUUGGGCGAAAUCAUCGGCAAAGACAUUGCGGGAAAAUUGCAUACUGGACGAAGCCGCAAUGAUCAAGUCGCCACCGAUCUUCGAUUGUGGUUGAGAGAUCAACUUCGUGAAAUUGAGGCAUGUUUAGUUGACUUCCUCAAUGUCAUUGCGGAGCGUUCCGAGAAGGAAAUGGAUCUGAUCCUUCCCGGUUAUACUCAUUUGCAACGAGGACAACCGGUUCGAUGGAGCCACUGGCUUAUGAGCUAUGGCUCUUUCUUCUCGACUGAUCUGGAACGGUUACGAGAAGUGCUGAAGCGGGUCAAUCGAUCUCCUCUUGGAUGUGGAGCUCUUGCUGGAAAUGCGUUCAACAUCGACCGGGACGCCAUGGCCAAAGAACUUGGAUUUGACGAGUUGAUGCCAAAUUCCAUGGCUGCUGUGGCUGAUCGGGACUUCAUCAUCGAGGCUAUGCAAUGGGGCUCGAUGUUAAUGCUUCAUAUUUCGAGAUGGAGUGAGGAUUUGAUCAACUACAGCACAGCGGAAUUUGGGUUUGUUCGACUCGCCGAUGCAUAUACCACGGGCAGCUCCUUGAUGCCUCAGAAGAAGAACAGUGACUCACUCGAGCUUCUACGAGGCAAAUGUGGCCGGUGUUUCGGCCAAAUGGCUGGUCUGAUGAUGACGGUAAAAGGUAUCCCAUCGACGUACAACAAGGAUCUUCAGGAGAGCGUGGAACCGAUGAUUGAACAUGUCAAGACUGUCAAAGAUAGCACAUUGAUUGCUACUCGAGUCCUUGCUACCCUUACCACUUUCCCCGAUAAAAUGCUUGCUGCAUUAACUCCGGACAUGUUGGCAACGGACCUUGCCGAAUAUCUUGUCCGCAAAGGCGUUCCCUUCCGAGAAACACAUCAUAUUUCCGGAAGAGUCGUUGCUCUUGCCGAGGACAUGUCGAUUCGGAUGGACAAGUUGAGUUUGGAACAAUUGCAAUCGGUCGAUCAACGGUUUGGAAAGGAUGUGCUCGAAGUGUUUAAUUACGAAAAGGCCGUUGAGUUGAAGUCCGCUAUAGGUGGAACUAGCCGAUCUGCGGUACUGGAGCAGAUUAGAGUGCUGCAGAGCAAGGUGCAAGGAAACUAACGUCGAAGUUGGUUGAACAUCAUGUUUGCCUCUACCGUCUCCAAGAUGAAUGACAAGAAAAGGGAUAGAGAUCUGGCAAAAGAAUUGGGAAAUUCGCAUUCGGAUCUCCGUCUUCAGUGGUCUUAAAAGGUGUUGUAUUCAGGGAUGCUUUUCAAUGCCUGUCGAGUAGAAGAUAUAUGUAUAAGUUCAAUCUAAGUUCUUCGCUCUCUUCUCAAG
This is a messenger RNA of Eremomyces bilateralis CBS 781.70, 1870 nucleotides long. RefSeq names its product putative argininosuccinate lyase. Bases 245 to 1654 code for a protein of 469 amino acids. The transcript has 4 exons. The record is from RefSeq and is a predicted model, not a curated record. NCBI's taxonomy places the organism in Eukaryota, Fungi, Ascomycota, Dothideomycetes, Eremomycetales, Eremomycetaceae. Gene Ontology annotation, molecular function: argininosuccinate lyase activity. Gene Ontology annotation, cellular component: cytosol.